Messenger RNA from Carya illinoinensis, 546 nucleotides. RefSeq names its product tetraspanin-18-like. Bases 1 to 480 code for a protein of 159 amino acids. NCBI's taxonomy places the organism in Eukaryota, Viridiplantae, Streptophyta, Magnoliopsida, Fagales, Juglandaceae. The transcript is spliced from 5 exons. The record is from RefSeq and is a predicted model, not a curated record.
AUGACCCUUAAAAGAGAGUUGCUACAGAUCAGCCCCUCCCGCGUAGCCACUUCUCUGCCCAGCACCCCGCGUUGCCGUAGCCCCUUCCUCUGCCCAGCACCGUGCCUCGUCGCUCCUCCCUCUGCCCAGCGCCGCGACUUCCUCUGCCCAGAGUCGCUCCUCCCUCUUCGCAGCUCCUCCUUCCCUCUGUUCAUCUACUCUUUCAUGGGAGUGGGCAUUAUCUUGUGUUGCAUUACUCUCAUAGGUUGCAUUUUUGCCGAAGUAAUUCACGGUUGCUGCCUAUUUUUUUAUACUUUCCUCAUAAAAAUACUCAUACUAAAAGAGGCGACUUUGGUGGCAUUCAUUGCAAUUGAUCGUAAUUGGGAAAAAGAUCUUCCAAUUGAUCCAACCGGUGAACUUGAGAGCCUUCUAUCUUUCAUUGAAGAUAAUAGCAACAUUUGUAAAUGCGUUGGUAUUGCUGUGGUUGUUAUUAGGACCUAGUUAAAUUAGAGAAUUCAUCAUUCACUUUAUAUAUGGAUCACUGUUUUAAUUAAAUAUUCGUACUAU